CUGCCCAUUCAGCAUUGAAAUUACCUCUGAAUUUAAAUUUAACAGAGGAGCCUUAUUGUAACAUUAUAGAUAAUCCUGCUACUUGUAAAUUACUUAAAAAUACAAAAGUUAUAAUUUUGGAUGAAUGUACGAUGGCCCAUAAAAAAGGUCCAGAGGCAUUGCAUAAAACUUUACAACAUUUGAAUAACAAUAAAUAUAUAAUGGGAAAAGUAGUGGUUAUUUUAGCAGGUGACUUCCGACAAACAUUACCGGUAAUAACACAUGGAACACCUGCUGACCAAAUUGAUGCAUGUUUGAAAAAAUCUUAUCUUUGGAAACAUACAAAGAUAAUAAUGUUAAAAAAAAACAUGAGAGUAUUUUUAACAGGUGAUCCUACACUAUCAACUUUUUCAGAACAAUUACUACUUCUUGGUAAUGGAAAAUGGAAGGAAGAUUCGGAUGGUACUGUGGAAUUUCCAUCAAAUUUUUGCAAUAUUUUAAAAUCAAUUGAAUCUUUAAAAACUCAUGUAUUUCCUGAUAUGCAAAAGAGCCAUACUUGCACCGACAAAUAAUAAAGUAGAUGAUAUUAAUAAAGAUAUAUUAAACUCUCUCCCAGGAGAAAGUAAAAUAUAUAAAUCAAUUGAUACCGUAUGCAAUCCCGAAGAUUCAAUACACUAUCCAAUGGAGUUUUUAAAUUCUUUGACAAUACCAGGUUUACCUCCUCAUAUAUUAACUUUAAAAAUUGGAGCACCUAUCAUGAUUUUAAGAAAUAUUAAUCCAUCUAAAUUAUGCAAUGGAACCCGUUUAAGUGUAAAAUCUUUGAAAAAUAAUGUAAUAGAAGCUACAAUAUUAACCGGAUGUGGAAAAGGUGAAGUCGUAUAUAUACCAAGAAUACCUAUUAAACCCAGUGAUGUGCCGUUUGGAUUUGAGCGAUUACAGUUCCCGGUAAAACUUGCAUUCACCUUCACCAUAAAUAAAUCUCAAGGUCAAUCAUUGAAAUGUACGGGACUUCUACUUGAUCCUAUGUGCUUCUCUCAUGGACAAUUAUAUGUGGCAUGUUCAAGAGGCGGUGACCCGAAAAAUCUCUACAUUUAUUGUCCGAAUGGAAAAACAAAGAACAUCGUAUAUCCUCAAGCAUUAAAAUGAUACAGAUUAUUA
Messenger RNA from Acyrthosiphon pisum (pea aphid), 1137 nucleotides. RefSeq names its product ATP-dependent DNA helicase PIF1-like. The transcript has a single exon. The coding region runs from base 505 to 1125 and encodes 206 amino acids. The record is from RefSeq and is a predicted model, not a curated record. Lineage: Eukaryota; Metazoa; Arthropoda; Insecta; Hemiptera; Aphididae.